GGUUGUUUCAGCGCUAUAUCUCUGUGCUGUGCGGCGUCUCAUUGAUCAGCCAGCCACCCACAACUUGUAAAAGAAAUCUAGGAGACUCUAAUAAUAAGGAGAUGUCGUGGCAAGCUUAUGUCGAUGACCAUCUGAUGUGCGAAAUUGAUGGCAACCGUCUCACUGCUGCAGCUAUCCUCGGCCAGGACGGCAGCGUUUGGGCCCAGAGCGCUAACUUUCCUCAGUUAAAGCCUGAAGAAGUUACUGGCAUCAACAAUGACUUCAAUGAACCCGGUUCACUUGCACCAACUGGGCUAUAUCUUGGUGGGACAAAGUAUAUGGUGAUCCAAGGGGAGCCAGGAGCUGCCAUUCGAGGAAAGAAGGGACCUGGUGGUGUUACUGUCAAAAAGACCAAUAUGGGAUUAGUCAUUGGUAUCUAUGAUGAACCAAUGACUCCUGGACAGUGCAACAUGAUUGUCGAGAGGCUUGGUGAUUAUCUUGUGGAUCAAGGUCUUUAGUUUAUUUGUAUGUCUGUUAUUUGUUUCAAUUCUUCAUGGUUUCUCUACAAACUUGCAUCUUCUGAGCUGCAAUGUAAUAAUAUUUAGAUAUCUCAAAGUCAUGGGGGGUCUGUGUGGAAAGAAAAAGUUUGGUGCCUGUGAAAUUGAUGAAUAUGAUGCCUUACUUUGAUGUAUUAUUGUCGUUGUCAAGUGAGUUACCUUACGAACGUUAUAGUGGAACAUAUCUAAAGGAUGUGUUGAUUUGAUUGUUAUAAAAAUUUAAGUAUUCUUGUUUUCU
Messenger RNA from Mangifera indica (mango), 774 nucleotides. Its product is annotated as profilin-like. The transcript has 3 exons. Bases 102 to 497 code for a protein of 131 amino acids. The record is from RefSeq and is a predicted model, not a curated record. Lineage: Eukaryota; Viridiplantae; Streptophyta; Magnoliopsida; Sapindales; Anacardiaceae. Gene Ontology annotation, cellular component: cell cortex. Gene Ontology annotation, molecular function: actin monomer binding.